AUGGCAGACUCGUUGAUUGGAAACGUCACUUCCGAGUUUCAUGCACGAGGAAGUGCGGGAGAAAACAUGAAAUAAGUUUAGGGGGAAUUAUAUUCUUUCAAGAAACCCAGCAGAUUCUGUGUAGCUCUGUGAAGGUCUUUUUCUAGAACUAUAGCGUUUGCAUUUUGGCUGUGAAGGUUUGUUGUUAUAAUCACCCUGCUCAAAUUCACAUACAGCCAUGCGUGAAGAUCCCUGGCUGAAAGGGGAAAUGGUGGCCAUUCUUCAGGGUGGAUUCUUGCUGGCAAACAAACUCUGUGAGGCGGCGUCUCUUGAUGCUGCAAAAAAGGAAGAGUGGGGCACCGUCGGCCGCCCCAUAAUCGACUCCAUCAAAGAAGUGUGUGGCCAAGGACACAGCGAGAGCGACAAACAGACCUACUGGGGGAAGAGAGUACUGUGCAUCAUCUGGAGCAAGCUUCUGGAGAAAGAGAGAGCAAAAGAUGUCGAAACAAGCUGGAAGGAAAACGAGCUGUUCUCUGUCCUCAGCCAGCUACCGGACGUAAACCGAACAGUGCUUUUUGAGGUGAUCAAGUCUAUGGACUUCUGUAAACUGUACAUGGAGCUGCUUUUGUGUCUUCCACCAAACGACUUGUGCGUGGAGGUGGAGCGUCUGGUUGAGUACGUCAGCAAGGACACCUCUGCUGAGGACGUGCGUCUCCUGAUGGAAGUGUGGAGAGGGCUGUGGAGAGGCGACUGGGGAGGAACUGGGGAGACCUUCAGUAGCAUCUUUACAGAGCAGUUCAGUGACACGCAGUCCCAACCCUCCAAAAGAACAAAGCUGGACCCAGACACUUUGUCCUCUAGCGACAGUGCCAUGGCUCAUUUAUUUCGGGCUGUGAGGGAAAUCAAAGAUGUCAUGAAUUCCCCGGACGAAUGCUGCCUCGCGCUCUCCAACUGCCUUGACUCCCUUUACUCCUCAUACGUUUUACAAUGUCGGGUCAAACUCUCUGCUCGAGAAAAACUGGAGAGGCUGUCGGUGGAGGUUGCGCGCAGAAAAGAGUGCAACUCCACCGAGAGGUUCGACCUGGUGAAGGCAAUUUGUGAGGCUCAGAAAGACCUGGCAGCUGUCGAGACGCCGUCAAAAGUUAAGCCAGCUGGACUGACUCUCACCAAGGCUGUCGAGACCAUUCUUUGCCUUCUACAGGUUUGGGAGGAUAAAGGACUGCUGAAAGCCGGCGAGAACUUCGAUCACUGUAGGAACACAGUGGCACUUAGCCACAGCAUACACAGAGUGCUUCUGUCUUUGGAAAAUUACCCGGCACAGGAAACUGAACUGAAGGAGACUAUAAAUAGACUCAAAAAUGCCUUGAAGAAAAUAUCAGAGUUUUUGAUUGUCAAUGAGCCAACAAAAAAGUCCUCUGAAAUGGCAUCUAUCGCUAUGGCCGUCAUUGACAACCGUCUGGAGGGGUUUCAGCUGUUUGCGCCGUUGUUUGUUGCUGAGUUCAGCUGGGCUCUCGAUGGCAGUGAAUGGAUCAGUUGUCUUGAGAGAAACAAAACUGUGUUCAAACAAAGAGAACUUUUAAUGAAGUUAGUUUCCAUUCUCAUUGCCAAAUGCCAAACAGACGAAGACACCCAGCACUGCAAGCGCCUCAAAGACCUUCUCGUUGUGCUUUUCUGUGAACUGUCAAUGUCAGACAAGAAUGAUGCUCUAGGUGACAUGAUUAAGCUUUCUACAAAGGGGCUGCACGGGCAUCUACCACAGGCUUUAACGGCAGGAUUUAGUGAGGAGCUUAAUUUGGCAUUCAACCGCACCAUCCAGGGAGGAGCAAAGAGUAACCUUGACUCGGCCGCCUCGGCCAUAGCCCGUGUCGCCUUUCAAAACCCUGAGGCCACGCUGCGUCAGUGCUGCCAGCUCGCAGUGGUGAAUCUGGGAGCUCACGUCCACCUUUCCAAAAUCCUGAAACGGCUCCCUGGUCUGGGUGCUCAGCAACCAAUCAGCGGGGAGAGGGGGAAGUCCGGCGGUGAGAGCUUGCUAUGCCGCUGCAUGCAGGACAUCGUCGCAGACAGACUGUCGUCUUCUCAAGAGCAAGAGCAGUUCCUCCAGUUCCUGGUGGCCCUGAUGGAACCCCCUAGUGGUGACUUGGGGAAAGGCUUUGUCUCGCCCCAUGAAAUAUUUCAGGCCUUCAUCCUGCCGUGCCUCGCCCGCCCGAGAUCACACCCCUUCAGCCUGGAGCUGUGCUUGAGGCUCCUCCAGUCCACUCUGCUUCUGAAACCUCCGAGUGAUGGGUCCACUCAUUGGAUCAUGGGCUGCUCACCUUUCCCUCUCCUUUACUGCCUCUGCCAGCUACUGAGCAACAGCAGCAGAUGCUGGGAAAAUGACGAUGACGACGACACCUCAGAAGCUGCGCACGUGUCCAUGGAGGCCAAAGAGGUUCUCACUUCUGUCAUAGGCACAUUGAGUGAAGCGGUGGGCGAGGAGGUGACGGCUUCCCCCAGCACCUGGUCCAGAGCCCUCUUCUGGCUCUACAGCAAAGUGGAGGCCCUCGAGUGGACUGUGCGUUUUCAUCUGAAGGCGUUGUGGGGAGAUCACUUCAAGAACGAGGUGCCCAGUGCUCUGCUGGAGGUGUGCGAGUUGCCAGAGCAAGAGUGGUCUGGCACGAAGCUGGCUCAGUACGGACAGGGAACGGGGCUUGUGGCGUGGCUGGAGUGCUGCGCUCUAUCCGAUCCCAUUCAGAAGACGAUGCUGGACCACUUGUCUCUGGACGUAGAGUCACCGGACACUGUCGGCAUGUUCAGCAAAGGCCUGCUGGUGGCUCUGUCUCAGACGCUGCCCUGGUGCACUCUCGGGGAGUGGGCGAGAAUCGUGCGAGCGGUGAAGCAGCUCCUGUUGUCCGGACGACUGCACGUGCCUUACUCCCUGGAGUACGUGGAGUUCCUGCCUCUGCUGGACUUGCGGGCGUUUGCCUACGAGCUGCGGAUGUCUGUGCUGCUGCUGCGCGUGUUCCAGCUGCUCUGCGGCGCCAGCUGUGCCGACUGGCUUCCUCCGCCGGGCUGGGCGCACGUGGCCCGACUGUACGCCAGCACCGUCAGGGAGGCCCUGGACUCGCUCAGAACCAAAGUCCAAGCGGAUGUCCCAAAGUCUGGCGGAGAGGGUGUCCAAACUGGCAACAACCAAUUGGAAGCCUCGAGGCCUGGUGGAGAGGGAGGUACACAGGAGGGACUGUUUGUUCUGAGCCAGCUGUUCUGCCACGUCAUGCACGUGCAGGUGAUGACGCCAGGGGGUCAGACCGAGCCUCUGUUCCUGUGUGCGCUGGAGAUUCUGACCAUUUACGAGGCGAUUCAGGGAGCAACCACACAUUCCAAAAUGGCCUCAUCUGUUGAGAGCGAGAACACAAGGCACUUUCUCAAAACCAUCACAGAUAACCUACACAAUGAGCACAUGAAAUCUGUCCUCCAGCAGAAGAUUGCCCAGCUUUAAUGGAAUGUUUUAAUGGAAUGUUAAUGGGUUUUUUUUUUCAUUUUGGUGGGCUGUUUUAUUUUCCACUGACCAUUUCAUUAUCUGUAGAGUUUUUGCUCGGAGGGGACAAAUAAACACAAA
Molecule: messenger RNA, 3574 nt
Organism: Engraulis encrasicolus (European anchovy)
Lineage: Eukaryota; Metazoa; Chordata; Actinopteri; Clupeiformes; Engraulidae
Gene: gemin4
Product: gem (nuclear organelle) associated protein 4
Exons: 2
Coding region: 218-3454 (1078 amino acids)
Biological process (GO): rRNA processing; spliceosomal snRNP assembly
Cellular component (GO): SMN complex
Source: RefSeq, a predicted model, not a curated record